This is a messenger RNA of Schistocerca gregaria, 9841 nucleotides long. It is a transcript of the gene Trpgamma, whose product is annotated as transient receptor potential-gamma protein. The transcript is spliced from 24 exons. Gene Ontology annotation, molecular function: store-operated calcium channel activity; inositol 1,4,5 trisphosphate binding; protein binding. Lineage: Eukaryota; Metazoa; Arthropoda; Insecta; Orthoptera; Acrididae. Gene Ontology annotation, cellular component: cation channel complex; membrane. Bases 1 to 3915 code for a protein of 1304 amino acids. Gene Ontology annotation, biological process: regulation of cytosolic calcium ion concentration; calcium ion transmembrane transport; manganese ion transport. The record is from RefSeq and is a predicted model, not a curated record.
AUGGAAGGCAAGGCGGCCGCGGUAUCGAUUCGCGGGGGUGUAGCGCGCCGCCUGCCAAAGUGGCCGGGCUUCAGCCCGCCCCAGCUCGGCUCAGCGCGGCUCAGCUCGGCGCGGCUCGCUGCCUGCCCGCCCCCCGUGCUCUCACCACCCACCGAGUCGUUCUCCUCCCUGCACGGACGCGCCGUGCUGGUGGCGCGCCUACACUUUCUGGCGCCGAUGCUGCAGCGGGCGCAGGAGACGGGCUACAUCAACAUCAACUGCGUGGACCCGCUGGGCCGCAGCGCGCUGCUCAUGGCCAUCGACAACGAGAACCUGGAGAUGGUGGAGCUGCUGAUCGAGUACAAGGUGGAGACGAAGGACGCGCUGCUGCACGCCAUCUCGGAGGAGUUCGUGGAGGCGGUGGAGGUGCUGCUGGACCACGAGGAGACGCUGCACCGGCCCGGCGAGCCACACGUCAGUAGCCGCAGCCUGAGCGCCCCCCGCCCGCAGCCACCGCGUGCUUCUGUAUCUGCUACUCAAGUACUCAGUAAUUUUAAGGACACACAGAAAGAUGUGGGAGAAGCACUGAAAACGCGACAGGGCCGCCGCCGGCGCGAGGCCACGUCAGUAGCUGGGGAAGUUAGGCCUUUCUUAGCAGCUGCAGACGUCCUGUGUCAGCAACAGCUGUCUCUGUCCUGGCACAUGGGAGCGGCCUCAUCAAAGACGUACAAGAUAAUCACAGAAGUCGUCUACUCUGUGUACAUUAUACGGCAGAGCUGGGAGGCGCUGCCGCCGGACACGGCCACCUUCACGCCGGACAUCACGCCGCUCAUCCUGUCUGCGCACCGCGACAACUACGAGAUCAUCAAGAUCCUGCUGGACCGCGGCGCCACGCUGCCCAUGCCGCACGACGUCAGGUGCGGCUGCGACGAGUGCGUGGUUUCGCGCCAGGAGGACUCCCUGCGCCACUCCCGGUCGCGCAUCAACGCGUACCGCGCGCUGGCCAGCCCCUCGCUCAUCGCGCUCUCCUCCAAGGACCCCAUCCUCACCGCCUUCGAGCUGUCCUGGGAGCUGCGCCGCCUCAGCUUCAUGGAGCACGAGUUCAAAUGCGAGUACCAGGAGCUGCGCAAGCAGUGCCAGGACUUCGCGACGGCGCUGCUGGACCACACGCGCAGCAGCUACGAGCUGGAGGUGCUGCUCAACCACGACCCCACGGGCCCCGCCUUCGAGCACGGCGAGCGCAUGCACCUCAACCGCCUCAAGCUCGCCAUCAAGCUGCGCCAGAAGAAGUUCGUAGCGCACCCGAACGUGCAGCAGCUGCUGGCGUCCAUCUGGUACGAGGGGCUGCCCGGCUUCCGGCGCAAGAACAUGGUGCUGCAGGCGCUCGAGAUCGUCCGCAUCGGCAUCCUUUUCCCGCUCUUCUCCUUCAUGUACGUCGUGGCGCCGCACUCGCGCUUCGGCCAGACGAUGCGCAAGCCCUUCAUCAAGUUCAUCUGCCACUCCGCCUCCUACUUCACCUUCCUCUUCCUGCUGAUCCUGGCGUCGCAGCGCAUCGAGUCUGUCAUCGGCGACUGGUUCGGCAACGACACCGACCGGCGGCCGCAGCCGCGCCACGUCGACGUGACGGCGAUGCGGGGCGGCCCGCCCUCCGUCGUAGAGUGCAUGAUCCUCGCCUGGGUCUGCGGACUCAUCUGGAGUGAGGUGAAGCAGCUGUGGGACGUGGGCCUCGAGGAGUACGCCAACGACAUGUGGAACGUGAUCGACUUCGUGACCAACUCGCUGUACGUGGCCACGGUGGCGCUGCGCGUCGUAGCCUACUACCAGGUGCAGAAGGAGCUGGCGCUCCGCAGGGAGACGGAGGGUCCAGCGCCGCGCGACCUGCCGCGCGAGGAGUGGGACACGUGGGACCCCAUGCUCAUCGCCGAGGGCCUCUUCUCCGCCGCCAACAUCUUCAGCUCUCUGAAGCUGGUGUACAUAUUCUCCGUCAACCCGUACCUGGGACCCCUGCAGGUCUCCCUGAGUCGCAUGGUGCUGGACAUCAUGAAGUUUUUCUUCCUCUACGUUUUAGUACUCUUCGCCUUCUCUUGCGGGCUGAACCAGUUGCUGUGGUACUACGCUGACAUGGAGAAGCAGCGCUGCCCCAAUGGAACAGCCACAUCCCCUCCCCCAGGUUCCAUGGACCCCAAGGACCCCGACGCCUGCGUGGUUUGGCGCCGGUUCGCCAACCUGUUCGAGACGACGCAAACGCUUUUCUGGGCCGUGUUUGGCCUGGUCGACCUCGACAACUUCGAGCUGGCCGGCAUCAAGAGCUUCACGCGCUUUUGGGGGAUGCUCAUGUUCGGCACGUACUCCGUCAUCAACAUCGUGGUGCUGCUCAACCUGCUCAUCGCCAUGAUGAACCACUCCUACCAGCUCAUUUCCGAGCGGGCCGACGUGGAGUGGAAGUUCGCGCGGAGUAAGCUGUGGAUCUCGUACUUCGAAGAGGGCGGCACGGUGCCGCCGCCCUUCAACAUCGUGCCCACCCCCAAGAGCGUCUGGUACUUGAUCCAGUGGGUGCAGCGCCGCCUCUGCGGGCACUCCCGCGCCGCCAAGAAGGAGCACAUGCGCACCAUCCGGCGGAAGGUGAAGCAAGCGAGCGAGAGGGACUUCCGAUACCAGAGCAUAAUGCGCAACCUGGUGCGGCGCUACGUGACGGUGGAGCAGCGCAAGGCGGAGAACGAGGGCGUCACCGAGGACGACGUCAACGAGAUCAAGCAGGACAUCUCGGCCUUCCGCUGCGAGCUCAUCGAGAUACUCAAGAACUCCGGCAUGAACACGUCCACGGCCGCCGGCAUGGGCACUGGCUCGGGCGGCAAGAAGAACCGGCAGAAGGAGCGCCGCCUGAUGAAGGGCUUUAACAUCGCGCCGGCGCCACAGACGUCGGGCGCGCCGCUCGGCUCGGUGGCGGAGCUGAUGGCCAGCCUGGCGCACCACCAGUCGCACGCGCUGCCCGCGCACCUGCACGACCUCUUCGGCUCGACCACGUCGGCCAUCUUCGCCGGCUCGACGCCCAAGAAGUCGCCGCACCACAGCGCCGCCGGGCUGCUCUCGCCCGGCCUGUCCGCCACCUCCGCGGACGCCCACAACGGAGACCACCACCGCGUGCUGGCACGCUUCGCGCCCAGGUUCCACAUGAAGCGGUCGUCGUCGCACAAGCGGCGCUGGGGCACGCUGAUCGAGGCGGCGCGCUCGGGCCGUGUGAGCCGGCUGAUCGGCCGCAGCCGCUCCGAGGACUCUGUGUGCGGCUGCCACAGCCAGGGCUGCCCGCAGCACGGCCACGGCCACGGCCACGGACACGGCCACGGCGCGUGCACGGUGGCGGCCGCCGGGGUGGCCAACAGCGCCAGCCCUGCCUCCACGGAGUCGCCGUCCGACUCCAACCCCAGCCUCAGCGAGGGCCUGCACCACGCGCUCGGGGGCGGGCCCCUCGCCGCUCUCAAGCGCAAGAGGAAGAAGUUCUCCGCGUCGCGCGCCAUCGAUGCUGUCGAGGUGCCCGCGGGUGCGAGCGCACUGUCGCCGUGCUGCGGCCGGCGCCAGCUGCAGCUGCAGAGGGCGUCCAGCGUGCCGACGCGCUCCUGCGAGCUGCAGCAGCCGCCGCCGCCGCCGACGACGACGACGACGACGGGCGAUGCGCGACUCGUGCGUCACGAUCAGAGUGCAAAUUUCCACCAGGAUGCACAACAGCAAUGUCAAGAACCACAGGUGUCAUCAAGCUCAACUACAACGGCGACAUCAACAACAGAGACAGACACUACUGUCAUUUCUGGCGAGCAGCAGCAGCAGCAACAGGGAGUGACUAAGCUGCCACGCAAUGGCUCUGUGGUGGUGGCAGCACUGCCGCACCUGCCAGGAAUCCAACCACUCAGUGGACACGACGGCUCAGCUGGUUGGCUGUGAGCUGCAUUACGGCUGGUCCGUAAUGGUGGUAGCACUGCACAAACAUACAACAUCUGUGCACUGCUACCCAGCUCUGAACUGGUUGUCUUUCUCCUCUGAGUGGCUGAACAGUAAGCAGUGACACAUCUGUGGUCUGAGGAUGGUGAUAUCUUGAAUUAGAAGUGUCAUGUGCUGCUCUCUGCCCUCCUGCUGGCCUAAAGUAACUGUAGCAUGCAGAAAGGGCUGUAUAAGAAUUGUGGUACACUUUCCUCUGCUUGAUGCUCAAGAGUGUAAUCUUAAUAUACAGAUCCUAUAAAAAGUGCAGGAACUCCACACUUCCUCAGUUAUGUGGGAACAAAAAUGCUAUGAUGCUCUGUAUUAUCACUCACUCUGCACUGUCACCCAAAAGUGAACAUGCUCAAAGACAUAAUCUGAAAACUAUAAUAGUGUUUUGCCUAAAAAUGUCAAUUUAGGCAUUGAGUGUGGUUUAUCUCCAUUUGAUAAUCUCUUGACGCUGUGUGAGACCAAAGCAUAAAGAGUCAGGAGCCCAUUAGCAUCUGUCAUCUCUCUCAGACGGCAGAUAGUCUUUUGCAUUAUUUUCCUAGUAAUGUACACAGUUCUCAGAUAGCAACUGGAACUAAAACAGCAACCUAUAUUGUAGUCUUAUAAAUAGAAACUCAGUGAAGGGUAAGUGUGACAAAGUAUCCAAGGUUUAGUGAUGAACUAUUCAUAAUCAUACUACAUAAAUUUCAUGUGCCAUCUGUGGAUUAUUUUUAUUGUAAGGAAGCAGUUUAUUCUCCUCUGAAAACACAUUAACAUAAAGUCAUUACGGAAAACUUUAUUUACCUACAUUUUGCUGACUCUCUCACAUUUCCCUGAGAAAUUCUCGAAGCAUCUCCAACAAAUUAUUAAAUGUAUUGAAUAAAAUUUUAAAUGAUAUUUUUGAUACUCUCAGUGUUUAUUGACUAAGAUAUCAUUUGACAUUACUUGCAGAAGGAUGUGAGUGUGAGAAGGAUGAGAAUGUGUUUCUGGAAGCAACACUUUUGUACUAACACUAGUUAACAAUGUUAGGAAAAGAACACUCAAGAGUGGAAGUAUUAGGAGAAGCUACAUCAUGCAUUUACAUUGGAAAAUCUAUUGUCUGAAAGCCACUGGUAGGAAUCAAUAAAUAGCAGAAGUCAGAACACAUCUCAUGUCAGCCUCACAAUAUUUUAAAUAUGUACUUUGGCCAAGUAUUUCCCUCAUGAUACCUCGUACUACAGUCGAUCUCGUUUCGAAAACGUGCAGGCCAUAAAUUUCAGUUAUGACAUUAUAAGUUUACAGAUGAUAUCAGGUAGCUUAAUUGUUUUAUGCAAUGGUUUAUAGUAGCCCAUUAAUUCUCAAUAAUAUGCAGAUUUUAUUACUUCCAUGUCUUUUCAGAAAAUCCUUAAAUUCUUAGAAGAAAAUCACAAAUUCUGUUAAUGUUUAUCAUUUCUUAUAAAUGUUGGUCACGUUUUUGGCUGCCCAGUAUUUUUAUUGUUAGUUUUAAAUUCUGUUCAAUAUGACUAGACUGUGAAAAUAGCUAGUCUCCUUAAGCUUGCAACAAUAUUAAUAUUUGACGACACAGGAAAGUAAAAGACAGAAAGACCAUGAUCAGUCCAGGAAAGAAAUCACAAAAAACUUCUUCAGAAUUCGUCAGUGUCUCCUCUAACUGUAACUGCAAUAAAUACCCCAUAAUGUUAGCUUUCACAAGCAAGAUUAAUACUCAUAACAUUCACUAAUAUGGUUGUAAAGUUUAAAAUACAGCUCCACAAUAAGGAAAUCUUAUAGAUGUGAAUGCAGAACUAGACUCUUGAAGAACAUACUGCCUGUCAUGUAGGAGCAGAAAAUGAAGAAACCCUCAUUCCAGAUGUCGGAAAUGAAUUAUGUGCCACCAAAUCUAAUAUACUUUAUAAGUUGAGUUCAGAGUCCGCCCUUGGCAGCUGAGUGGUCAGCACGCUGGAAUGUCAUACCUAACGGCUAGAGUUUGAUUCCCAGGUGGGUCAGAGAUUUUCUCUACUCAGGGAGUGGGUGUUGUGCUGUCCUUAUCUUCAUCAUUUCAUCCCCAUCGACAUGCAAGUCGCCAAAGUGGCAUCAACUUGAAAGACUUACUUACACCAGGAGAACGGUCUACCUGACGGGAGGCCCUAGCCACACAGCAUUUCUAUUGUUAGUGAGUUCAGAGAUAUUUCAGUAUAAGUUAUUAUUGAGAUUUUUUUCCAGUGGCAAUUUUUUCUUAUUAUAUUUUUCAAAACAGAGACUGGGGAGUGUACUAAGUCUCAAAGAAGCGAAUGAAAAGUGAUUGUUCAUCGUUGUACAUUAUGUGCAUUCUUUUAUGCAAAUAAUAAUUAUUCCCCAUCAUCUUGAAUAAAUCAGUACACACCUUUGGAAAUAUAAAAUCAGACCUGUUUCAAACCACUAUUCAUUCAGUUUAUAGCAAUUAUCACUUUUUAUUUCUUAAAAAACACAUACCUUAUCAACAAUUACUUUAGCCAGAAAAGGGCAAAAAUUUACUAUGAUGUUCAUUUAUUGUCAGCUUUAAGUUGUACAUGGGUUAAUGCACAUGGGGAAUAAGAUGUAAUAAGCUGCUAGUAAAAUAACUGUAUAACAUCCGACUUUUCAUGGUAUGAUCUGUAAAUACACAGAUUCUGCACAUUAACACCAAGAAACUGGAACGGGGUAGCAAUUAAAAAUAAAUAUGCAGUGAAGUACCAUGCUUAUUGGACAUAUGCUUCAUGCUAUAAACCACCUAUCAGAAUUUUGAUUAAAAAACUGUUGGUUGACUGCAGAAAUUAUUGAAUUUUAGACUAGAGUGAUGGAGAACACAUUUUCAGCAGGGCAGUAUUUUUAUUACUAGCUGUAAAUUCUGUUCAGUAUUCUUCUUAAGAGAAAAAUUAGCUAAUCCUUUGAUAGAUCCAUCUUGUGGUAAAAUAUUUGUAGUGAAAGUAACACACAGAUAAUGUAAUUUAAUUAUCUACAUACUCCUGAGCACUAGUGGUUCUUCAGUCAUUGAUGCCACCAGUUAUCCAACACAUCUGCUCCUGACUAGUUGCAACAUGAGGUGUGUCUUUUUCUGGAGACAGAAAACUAGUAGUUUAAUUUUAACCGUUAAACUCUAGUUCCAUAACUUUCUUAUUUUUACCUGUUUCCAUCUGAAUCAAAAGAAAGACAUUAUCAGUAUUUCACAAAUUCUUUGUAUCAGGUCUUCCAAUUCAACAACAACAUGGAAAGGAUGUAUUGCUACUUACCAUAUAAAGAAGGCACAGAACCACAGAUGACACAGGGGAAAAGAGUGCUACAAUAUGAAAGUUUUUGGACCAAGUCCUUCUUCUGCAGUCAAAAAUACACACACAUUCACACAAGCAAAUGUGAGUGCAUCUGUGUGACUGUGUGUAUGUUUUCUAUUGCGGAAGGAGGACAUUGUCCAAAGGCGUUAAUAUUUUAGCAGUCUUGUCCACCAUGCCUGUCUGCGACUCAUCUCCUCUAUGUGGUAAGCAGCACUUUAUCAUUUCUACAUAAUUGUUAUUUGAACCUGGACUUUCCAUUGUUAGGUCUCCCAAUUCACAAGAUAUUAGCAAUAUACAGACUACACAGUUUUUUCCAGCUACACUUUCUUCCAUUACUAACUUCAGUGAAUGUAAUAAAUGGUUCAACAUCACUCUUCAUCAUUGCAAAUGAUUUUAAUUAUAUAAAAGAUUGUAUUACUGGAUUGUGAAAUAACUUGAAUUCUCUAAUCACUAUUUGCAUACAUAUGUCAUAUAAUUGCAGAACAUAAUGUUUCAAGUACAGAUUUUGUCCAUGUAAAGAAAAAUAUCAUUUUCUGAAAACUGUAACACAAAAAAUAGAACACAACAAAACAUCAUUCAUGUUUAAAAAAAUUAAAAAUCACUUUCCCGCUUGGUAAAUCUUGGAAUCUUUGUUUUUAAUAUAAAAAUAUACUUAAUGAGUUUUGAAUAAUUAUUUCACAUCUGAGAUAGUUCAAUAUGAGACAGUUGAGAUCAUCCUUCUCAUACAUCGGUGCAAUUUUAUCAGACAUACUGAUGAUCUGUAGAGGACAAAUCUACAAUUUUAAUUGAAGAGAAGACGAAACAUUAUGUAUGUUAGUUUAUUUGUGUUCUUCUUACAGUUACCCUCUUACAGCUUUCAAAAUGCUCACUUUCAGUUUUGGAAUAUUUUACAGCAAGUAAUUAUUGUCGUAUCAAGAACACUGUUACCAAUGAAAGCACAGUUCCAAACAACAUGUUUCCACUUUGUACUGUAAUAAUUAUAACAAGCAUCAUGAACAGUCAUGAUAAGAUGAUUUUCAAAAAAUACAGGAAACCUUAUUAGUGUACAAAUACAUGUACUGAAAGGAAAAACCAGUAGAGAAAACUAUGAAAUUACAAGGAAACAGAAAGUCAGUAUUUAUCUGUAUGAGGUGAGAUUCAACAUAUGUGUGAACAGAAAAACUCAGGAGCAGAAUCAAAAAACUACCCAACUUUUGGAACCUGUUUCUUCCUUCUUCAGGGAUGAAACAGGCACAGGUUCGUCAGUCAGGCUUUGGGUUGUGAAGUGAAUGGGCUGCCUUACCCUACUGCCAAACCUUCCCCCACCUAUGCCUCUUCCACCCUAGAUGAAGGAAUGUACAAGCUCUGUAUGAAUAAAUUAACGUCUUUUUAAGUAUUUUCACAGUAAUGAAAAUUUUAAUAUAUCAAUGCUAUUUUAUCCAUGCUGGACCUUUCUGAACUCCAAGGUCAUUAUUCAACUAAGAAUUGUUGAUGGAGAAUGCAACCAGCAACAAAUACUUUUAAAAAGACUGCAUUUUAUUCUGAUUACCGUGCACUUCAUGAAAUGGCUGAAUUUGUUUAUAUCCUUAGGUGGUACAGGAGUGGACAAUGUGCUGCUGACAAAUAUAAUACUGUUGUAAAACAGAUGAAGUCAUUUGAAGAUGGACAUGAUAGCCUAAAACUGGUUACAGCAAAAAAUUAAAUUUUUUUUAAAAAGUGGUUGCUUUCUGAAUCAACAAUCCUUAGCUGAACAUAUUUCUUUAAGCAUUGUAUAUCUAGGAGCUUUAAUCAGCAUUUAUGUUACUCUUUGUCAUAGCUUCCAAAAUUACUACUGUACCGAUUAUCUUUCUAAGUUCUUAUAAUAAUGGCUUAUAAAUGAAUAAGUGCUGCACAAUCUACUUCCCAUUUCGAAAAGAACAUUGUGAAACUGCAAUGAUAUUUUUAUGUUCCUUUGAAAUGCCACAUGAUAAUUUCUCAAAGUACUGUUUUUGUGUUCAUUUUAUGUUACAAAAUCUUACAAAGCUACAUUACCAUAUAAAAACAUAUAACCAUAUUCAGACACCUUGUUAAUUCUUAACAUAAUUAUUUACAGAAAAUGCAGCUCCCACUACAGUUAAUAAAAAAACGUGUAAAUAAACAGAAACCACACUGUUUCCUUCUCAUGGCAAAAAAGAAACUUGCAGUUGUGGAAAACCAAGGGAAAAGUUACAGUAUUGUUCAAUGGAAUUCUUGCUGCAGCCCAUUGGUGCACACAGACAGUGUCUCGUAGUGUUUCAGUUUUUUGACCUUUUGAUGUUUCAAUAAUGUACAAUUUAUUCUUCAGUAUUCCAUGUACUUUAAACACUUUGAUCAUGUGUUUCUCUAUAACGAAAUGAGAACUCUCUGUGAUAUAUAGUUUUUCUAUACUUUUCUUCCAUUUUUUUUCUUUUUUUACAUGAACCAAGGAUAAAAUAUAAAUAUAUCUUAAGAAUAGUGUUGAGACCUAGACAGAAUACAUGCAUUACUUAAAGACAAGUGAUAACAACAAUUUUAAAAAUUCCUCAAUUUGUGUAUUCUAAAAGAAAAACACAAAGUUGCUUAAAAAAACGGCAAAGCAAAUCUCAUGACUAGAUUUCAUACUUAUAAUCUGCUUAAGAUGAACUAAUUUUGUGGUUUAAUCUCUC